AUGCACACUAUGUGGCCCAAUAUCAGUGCUGGCCCGUUUCUGCUGACUGGCUUCCCAGGACUGGAAGCAGCUCACCCUUGGAUCUCCAUCCCCUUCUUUGCCAUUUAUAUCUCUGUAAUUCUGGGCAAUGGCACACUCCUCUACCUCAUCAAGGAUGACCUCAAACUUCAUGAACCCAUGUACUAUUUUCUUGCUAUGCUGGCAGGCACAGACCUCACAGUUACGCUAACUACAAUGCCGACUGUAAUGGCAGUCUUAUGGUUGAAUCAGAGAGAGAUAAGACAUGGGGCCUGUUUCUUACAGGCCUACAUCAUUCACUCCCUUUCCAUUGUGGAGUCAGGGAUCUUGCUUGCCAUGUCUUAUGACCGCUUUGUUGCCAUUUGCACACCUCUGCAUUACAACUCUAUCCUUACUAAUUCCAGGGUUAUAAAGAUAGGACUCGGGGUAAUGCUGAGGGGCUUUUUAUCUCUUGUGCCCCCAAUUCUGCCUCUCUUUUGGUUCCCAUACUGCCGUUCUCAUGUUCUUUCUCACGCCUUCUGCCUCCACCAAGAUGUCAUGAAGCUUGCAUGUGCUGACAUUACCUUUAACCGUGUGUACCCAGUUGUUUUGGUUGCCUUGACUUUUUUUCUCGAUGCACUGAUUAUUUUCUUUUCCUAUGUCCUCAUUCUGAAGACUGUUAUGGGCAUCGCCUCUGGAGAGGACAGAGCAAAGGCUCUCAACACCUGCAUCUCCCACAUUAGCUGUGUCCUGGUCUUUUACAUCACUGUGAUUGGUCUGACCUUCAUCCACAGGUUUGGAAAGCAUGCCCCGCGUGUGGUGCAUAUAACCAUGAGCUAUGUCUACUUUCUCUUUCCUCCAUUUAUGAACCCCAUCAUUUACAGCAUCAAGACCAAGCAGAUUCAGAAGAGCAUCCUCCGUCUACUGUCUGUGUAA
This is a messenger RNA of Microtus ochrogaster (prairie vole), 933 nucleotides long. Its product is annotated as olfactory receptor 51B2-like. Gene Ontology annotation, cellular component: plasma membrane. Gene Ontology annotation, biological process: G protein-coupled receptor signaling pathway. Gene Ontology annotation, molecular function: G protein-coupled receptor activity; olfactory receptor activity. The record is from RefSeq and is a predicted model, not a curated record. NCBI's taxonomy places the organism in Eukaryota, Metazoa, Chordata, Mammalia, Rodentia, Cricetidae.